GCUCUCCCGGCUCCACACUCAGCCUCAGCCUCCCGGGAAACAGCAGCGCGUUCCAGGACCCUCUGAAAAAGCGAGGGACACCAGAGAUGGCCCUCUGCGGGCCAAGCCAAGGCGGGUCUUGCUGGGUGGGGCCUGAGGGUCUUGGAAGUUGACCUCUGUGCUCCAGCUCACAGUGAAUAGCCUGCCAAGUUCUUGCGAAUCCGUGGAGGAGGAGUCCGCAGACGCCAGAGAGCUCCGGGCUUCUUCCUGGGUCACACUUGUCCACGUCUGCCUGCCUCCUUGGUUGGGAUCUGGCAACUGGAGAAAGUGGCACUUGUGUGAUCGAUAGAUCCUGAUUGGAAAGAAUCUGGCUGGCCUUCUAUCGGCCCGCCCCCAGGUCACCUCUGCCUUUAAAUCCGCCCGGUUCCAAGAGCCCCGGGUUCUGCCUCUGUUUGGGAUACCCAGUCUCUGGAUCCAAACUCUUGGCUUCGCAGGCACGAUCCAUGGCUGUGUUGAGCUGCACACGGCUGAGGUGGGCGCUUCUGGGCACGCGUGUGGCGGGCCCUGGCCUCUGCCCACAGGGGGCCCGAGCCAAGGCUGCGAUCCCGGCCGUACUCCCGGCAGACGAGAGUGUGGAGGGUCCUGGAGGAGGGCAGGACUCGCGGCGGCGGCUGCGGAGUCUGGAGGACCUUCCGGGACCGGGACCACUUCGCUUUUUAUUCCAGCUAUUCGUGCGAGGCUAUGUGCUGCGCUUGCACGAGCUCCAGACAAAGAACAAGGCCAAGUAUGGCCCAAUGUGGACAACCUCCUUCGGGGCUCAGACCAAUGUGAAUCUGGCCAGUGCCUCCCUCUUGGAACAAGUGAUGCGUCAGGAGGGCAAGUACCCCAUAAGAGACCACAUGGAACAGUGGAAGGAGCACCGAGACCACAAGGGCUUCUCCUACGGGAUCUUUGUCACACAAGGACAGCAGUGGCACCAUCUCCGGCAGGCUUUGAACAAGCGGCUGCUGAAGCCGGCCGAGGCUGCGCUCUACACAGAUGCUUUCAAUGAGGUGAUUGAUGACUUCGUAACCCGCCUAGACCAAGUGCGGGCACAAAGUGCAUCAGGGGAUCAGGUGCCAGACAUUGCUAAUCUUCUUUACAACUUUGCCUUGGAAGCCAUCUGCUAUAUCCUGUUUGAGAAGAGGAUUGGCUGCCUGGAGCCCUCCAUCCCUGAGGACACUGCCACCUUCAUCAGAUCUGUUGGGCUCAUGUUCCAGAGCUCACUCUACGUCACCUUCCUUCCCAAGUGGUCUCGUCCUCUGCUGCCCUUUUGGAAGCGGUACCUGAAUGGCUGGGAUAACAUUUUUUCCUUUGGGAAGAAGCUGAUUGACAUGAAAGUUAAGGAUAUAGAAGCCCAGCUACAGGCAGCUGGGCCAGAUGGCAUCCAGGUAUCCGGCUACCUGCACUUCCUGCUGACCAAUGAAUUGAUCAGUCCUGAGGAGGCCGUGGGCACCUUUCCUGAGCUGCUCUUGGCUGGCGUGGACACGACAUCCAACACAUUGACAUGGGCCCUGUAUCACCUUUCCAAGAGCCCAGAGAUCCAGGAGGCCUUGCACAAGGAUGUGGUGGGUGUGGUGCCCUUCGGGACGGUGCCCCAGCACAAGGACUUAGCCAACAUUCCCCUGCUCAAAGCUGUGAUUAAGGAGACCCUGCGCCUCUACCCUGUGGUCCCCACAAACUCCCGGAUCAUCAUAGAAAAGGAGACGGAAAUUGAUGGCUUCCUCUUCCCCAAGAACACCCAGUUUAUAUUAUGCCACUAUGUGGUGUCUCGGGAUCCCAGUGUCUUUUCUGAGCCCGAGAGCUUCCAGCCUCACCGAUGGCUGAGGAAGAAAGAGACGGAAAACUCCAAGAUCCAGCACCCAUUCGGCUCUGUGCCCUUUGGCUAUGGGGUUCGGUCCUGCCUGGGCCGAAGGAUCGCAGAACUGGAGAUGCAGCUCCUGUUGUCAAGGCUGAUCCAACAGUAUGAGGUGGUUCUGGCUCCUGGGAUGGGGGAAGUGAAGUCUGUGGCCCGUAUUGUCCUGGUUCCCAGCGAGAAGGUGAGCCUGCACUUUCUGAAGAGACAAUGCUGAGCUGGGCUCCUGCCUUCAUGGGGCUUGUCCAGACGCUCUGGCACAGCAGUCCCUGGCCAGUUCACAUCACAUGACAGGAUGCAUGAUUUGACAGGGAAGCUCUAUGCCCUUCCCAUAGACCCCAAAUGUCUGGCGCAAUCUUUAUUGAACACCACUCACUCAAGACAGUAGAGCAUCUCCUAUCACAUGGCAAUCCUUGGGUACAAAUGAAAAUAAAAUUUUGAAUUCACA
This is a messenger RNA of Onychomys torridus (southern grasshopper mouse), 2321 nucleotides long. Its product is annotated as sterol 26-hydroxylase, mitochondrial. The record is from RefSeq and is a predicted model, not a curated record. Bases 483 to 2090 code for a protein of 535 amino acids. The transcript is spliced from 9 exons. Gene Ontology annotation, biological process: cortisol metabolic process; cellular response to peptide hormone stimulus; cholesterol metabolic process. Gene Ontology annotation, molecular function: heme binding; oxidoreductase activity, acting on paired donors, with incorporation or reduction of molecular oxygen; iron ion binding. Lineage: Eukaryota; Metazoa; Chordata; Mammalia; Rodentia; Cricetidae. Gene Ontology annotation, cellular component: mitochondrial inner membrane.